Messenger RNA from Prorocentrum cordatum, 1291 nucleotides. NCBI's taxonomy places the organism in Eukaryota, Dinophyceae, Prorocentrales, Prorocentraceae. The record is from the annotation of a GenBank genome assembly.
CCAGGCACCGUCCAGGUGCUCCCGGGAACUGGGCCGGUGGCUGGCAGCGCCCUUGCGCGGAACCCGCUGGUCGAGCGCGUCGACUUCACCGGCGGCGUCGCGACAGGCCUCAACGUCCAGCGCACGAUGACCGAGGCCGGCCGCGUGCGCGCGUACUGUGCGGAGCUCGGCGGCAAUGCGCCCGUGGUCGUCUUCGCCGACACGCGCUCCAUCGACGAGGCCGUGAACGGGGUGUGCUUCGCCGCGUUCGUGGCCUCGGGGCAGACGUGCGUCAGCGGCAAGCGGGUGCUGGUGCAGCGGGAGAUCUUCGCGGAGUUCCGGGAGAAGCUCGCGGCCAAGGUCUCCGCGCUGCAGCUUGGGGACCCGAUGCUGCCGGAGACUGACCUGGGCCCGGUCAUCACCGAGGCGCAGCUAAAGAGAAUAGAGGAUCAGGUCGGCACGGCCCUGCGGCAGGGCGCGAAGGCGCUCGUCGGGGGCCGCCGGCCGGACGCCGCGCGCUGCCCGCUGGCCGGCGCGGGCCACUUCUUCGAGCCCACGGUUCUCACGGACGUGACCCCUGACAACCUCGCGUUCGCCGAGGAGAUCUUCGGGCCAGUCAUAUCCCUUACCGAGUUCGGCGACGAGGCGGAGGCGGUGGCCCUGGCCAACCGCUCCCAGUACGGCCUCGGCGGAGCCAUGUGGACGGAGGACGUCAGGAGAGCGCACCGCGUGGCCAAGAAGCUCCGCAGCGGCGUCAUGUGGGUGAACUGCCACCACCGCAACGACCCCUCCAGCCCCUGGGGGGGCUUCGGCCAGAGCGGCAUCGGGCGGGAGAACGGCCCCGAGGCCUUCGAGGAGUACACAACCACGAAGAGCCUGACAAUCCGCACCAGCGACGUCGCGGAGAACUGGUUCGGCGACAGGGCCGCCCGGUACGGCUAGCGCCUGAGGCCCUGCUGGAGGGUCACGAGGCCCUCCCGCCGCCGCCGCCUGGCCCAGCCGCGGCGCCCAGGGCAUGGCCGCGGGGCGCCCGCUGAGGCUGCUGGGCGGGGCCUCGCGAAGUCCCCUUGCUCGGUACGAUCGACAUGGGUACCGAAAGAGUGGGUACGAGGACCGACAGCAGCUCCUGUCCAUUCUGACAGGGUUCGCUGUCGACGUCGCUGCGGGCGCUGUCCAUUUGAGGCAGAAGGCCUCUUGCCCAAUAGCGGCCGCUGUCGAUUUUGGACAACAUUUGCCGCUGGGCGUCCUGCCCCCUCCCCAUUUUGGGCGUCCAAUCCUGCGGCGGGCGCCGUGCUCAGGGCCCAGACGUGCU